CGGGGCCCCUGGUUCCAAACACUAGGAUCCGGUGACCAGCGGCGGGCGGGGAACACGAGGGCAGGACGAGGUUGUCCUGUUCCUGAUCAAACGCGAGAGGCGUUUCGCAGGACUCCGCGACACAACAGGUGACCACCGCCUGCGGGAACCCGGCCUCGGCGAGACCUGCAGACCGCAGCUUCGAGUUCUUCCGCGGGGAGGAGAUUGGCGCCCGAGGGUGCCGCUUCUCUUUUAAUCCUGUCCCCGCUUGGUCCUGGGUCGAGCGCUGCUCGCAUCCUGCCCCGAGAAGUGAUUAAAAUGGCUUCCAGAGGAAAGACAGAGACAAGCAAAUUAAAGCAAAAUUUAGAAGAACAGUUAGAUAGACUGAUGCAGCAAUUACAAGAUCUGGAAGAAUGCAGGGAGGAGCUUGACACCGACGAGUAUGAGGAAACGAAAAAGGAAACCUUGGAGCAGCUGAGUGAGUUCCACGAUUCCCUGAAGAAAAUUAUGUCGGGGAAUAUGACUUUGGUCGAUGAACUCAGUGGGAUGCAGCUGGCUAUCCAGGCAGCCAUCAGCCAGGCCUUUAAGACACCUGAAGUCAUCAGGUUGUUUGCAAAGAAACAACCAGGUCAGCUUCGGACAAGGUUAGCAGAGAUGGAUAGAGAUCUGAUGGUGGGGAAGCUGGAACGGGACCUGUACACCCAGCAGAAGGUGGAGAUUCUAACCGCUCUCAGGAAGCUUGGAGAGAAGCUGACAGAAGAUGAUGAGGCCUUCCUGUCGGCCAAUGCCGGUGCUGCACUCAGCCAGUUUGAGAAAGUCUCCACAGACCUUGGCUCUGGAGAUAAGGUCCUUGCUCUGGCAGGUUUUGAGGUUGAAAAAGCCAAGAAAUGACAGUGUGGCGAUUGGCACCCCCAGACCCCUCCUAACCGCACACAGUGCUUUCAUCCCGAGGACUUGGAGGCAUUGCAAAGACAUAGAGGUUCUCAGAAUGCCCAAGAACAGGUGACAUGAAAACAGUGGCUUCUGCUUAGGCCUUUCCUCCCAGGAGGCCCUUGUCCUUCUUUGUGGGGCUCCCUUAACUGACCCUGGGCUUGUUGGGACGGGAACCUGCUGGACUCAUUCUGUGGUUUGUUUUGUUAAGACGCCUUGUGUUUUAGUGCUGAUCAGAGUGAAAGCUGUGAGCUGGUGAUUGUCCUGAUUCUUGUCUGCACGCCUUGGGGUGACCAGGGCGGUGAUGUCACUAGCCCUCCUGUGUCUGAAUCAGAAACCUUUUCAUUUUCACACAAGGAGACCAAGACACAGAAAGAGCAUGUGAUCUGUCUGAAGUCACAUUAGGGACAGAGCUGUGACUGUGGCUCAGGUGUCCUGACUCCUGGUUUUAUUUCUUUAUUCUGUACUGUUGUUGUAUUUUUUAAAAAUAAUUAACUUGUAUUUGUGCAAGUUGGCAUCUAUGAAAAUUCAGUGUCCUAGCCAAGAGUUGAAUGGACACUGUGGGGCUGUUCCCAGCCUGUGAGUGGGCAGCAUGAAUGGGGCCCAUUGUAUCUCUGGAUUUCUAACAAGCAACAAUGGGAGGCCCUGUUGAGAGCCUCCUGAAGUAACUUAACCUCCUGCCUUGUCUCAAUGAGGAAGCAAUAGGAAAAGGCAGCCCCAGGCCCUCUGGGGAGGUAACAGUGAAUUACUAUAAACUGUGCCGUUUGGGGAGAAAUAUAAAUUCAGUUAUGAAGAAAGCAAGUUUCUCCCUGAGAGCAGUGACUGCAUGGGCAGACGCACAGCCACGUCCUUCCACGUACUUUCCCCAGGCAUCCUUCCUGUGUUUCUCAAUGUUCUCUAUUUUUUUUUUUUUUGCACUUUAUACAAAUUAAAAACAUUUUUACUGCUUCUUAUAAACUUAAAUUCUACUAGGUGCUUUGCCAACUGAACAAAUUAGGGGACCUCAGCUAUGUAAAUGCCUUAUUUGGAACUUCUAAUGUCUUUUGGGUUUUUUGAGGGGGGUGGGUCUCUGGGUCAACAAGUUGACCCAGUAGAAAAAGGUGCUUGCUGCCAAGCCUGAUGACCCGAGUUUAAUCCCCCAGAUUGACAUGGUGAAGGGAAAGAAUUGACUUUUACCAAUUGUCUUCUGACCUCCACGUAUGUGCCAUGGCUCAUGUGUGUGCACACAUAUACAUGCAUACCCAUGUACACACUCAAUAAAUAAAAGAAAAAUUAAAAAGGGAUCUCCCUGUGUUGGAGUCCUGGGUUCAAACUCUUGUCUGGCCUCGGCCUCCCAGGAGGCCGGUCCUGCAGAGGAGUGCUGUGGUGCCUUAGCAGUGGGUUGUCUCCGUUUGCUGUCUCAUGACCAUCACUCACUGAAGUGUCACACACCAAGAAAGGCCGACCACCGCUGUCACCUAGGGGACUGUGUGUAUGCCACCACCGUUUCAUAGAGAUGAAGUUCUUAUUCACAGAAGUCCCUGUUUAACUUAGAUUCAGUAGUGAUUGUACAUUCACAGUGCUGUGCAGCUCCCAACCUAGUGCCAGGUUAUUCCCAUCACCCCCUGCAGGAAAACCUGCAUCUAGUAAGCAAUCACUCCGACAUGCCUUCCUCCCAGCCCUCCAGCCUCCACUGAUCGGCUCUCCUGUCUCUAUGGACUUACCUCUCUGGAUAGUUCACAUGAAUGGAUGUGUGAUUAUGCACUAUAUGGCCUUAUUAUGUGUCUGGCUUCUUCACUUCAUGCAAUGUUUGUAGGGCUAACCUACAUUGUAACACACUUCAACACUUCAUUCCUUUUUGAUGGCUGAAUAAUACUUCACAGUAUAAAUACGAUGUUUUGUUUAGCCAUG
This is a messenger RNA of Peromyscus californicus insignis, 2799 nucleotides long. It is a transcript of the gene Lzic, whose product is annotated as leucine zipper and CTNNBIP1 domain containing. Gene Ontology annotation, biological process: negative regulation of Wnt signaling pathway. Gene Ontology annotation, cellular component: nucleus; beta-catenin destruction complex; cytosol. Lineage: Eukaryota; Metazoa; Chordata; Mammalia; Rodentia; Cricetidae. Gene Ontology annotation, molecular function: beta-catenin binding. The transcript is spliced from 7 exons. The record is from RefSeq and is a predicted model, not a curated record. Bases 298 to 870 code for a protein of 190 amino acids.